UCUGGGCGGAGGGAUACAGGGUGGUCUGUCUCCCCCUCCCCAGGUCGGCGCUGAGGAGGCGGAGCAACGGCCACCGCGCGCCGAGCCGUCGGGAGGGGGAGUAACGGCCGCCGCGCGCGCGCCGCUCAGGCACGGGGUGGUAGCCCCAGCGACUCUCGGGGGGGAGGGAAGGAGAGUGGAACAGCCGAGGCGAGACAGGAGCAGUGAGGGGUUGCGGCUCCGGUGGAGGGGGAGCGAAAAGAGAGAGGAACAGCGACAGCCGCGUUUAGGUCGGGGGGGGGGGGGGAGUAAGGGCCGCGGCGCCGCUUGGGGGUGGUGAUGAACAGAGAGCGGAACAGCUGAGCCUCGGUUGGUAGGGGGAGGAGGUAAGCGAAGACGAACAGCCUGUGGCGGAGGGGGCGACGCUGUGGUGAGCGGGAGACUGGAACAGCCACCAGAGCCAUCGCCUCUCGCGGGCGGGGGGCGGACCCAGGAGCCGGCGCCAUCGCGGCGGGGGAAGGAGUGAGUCGCCGGAGCAGGGAAGAGCCGGCGCUGCCCGCGGCGGGAGGAGUGCGCGGCGGCCGGGAACAGCCGGUGGAACUCGCCUGGGAGCCGGCGGCGGCGGCUGCUCAGUGAUCGCGGCGGAGCGAGGAGGGAGCGAGCGCAGGCCGAGCCCCGGCGGAGAUGGAGCGGAAGAGGUGGGAGUGCUCAGCCCUCCCGCAGGGAUGGAAAAGGGAAGAAGUGACCAGAAAGUCGGGGCUCUCAGCCGGCAAGAGUGAUGUCUAUUACUAUAGCCCAAGUGGGAAGAAGUUCCGAAGCAAGCCUCAGCUGGCCCGUUACCUGGGGAGCUCCAUGGACUUGAGCACUUUCGACUUUCGCACAGGCAAAAUGCUGAUGAGUAAGAUGAAUAAGAACAGACAGAGGAUGCGCUAUGACUGUUCUAACCAAGCCAAAGGUAAACCUGACUUAAAUACUGCACUCCCUGUCAGACAGACAGCCUCAAUCUUCAAGCAGCCUGUCACUAAGAUCACAAAUCAUCCCAGCAACAAAGUAAAGAGUGAUCCCCAAAAAGCUGUGGACCAGCCCCGCCAGCUCUUCUGGGAGAAGAAAUUAAGUGGACUGAAUGCCUUUGACAUUGCAGAAGAGUUGGUGAAAACAAUGGACCUUCCAAAGGGUUUACAAGGGGUUGGACCUGGUUGCACAGAUGAAACCCUUCUGUCUGCUAUAGCUAGUGCCUUGCACACUAGCACUAUGCCCAUCACUGGACAGCUCUCUGCAGCUGUGGAGAAGAACCCUGGAGUUUGGCUAAACACCUCACAGCCUCUCUGCAAAGCAUUUAUGGUGACGGAUGAAGAUAUUAGGAAGCAGGAGGAGCUUGUACAGCAGGUGCGGAAGAGGCUGGAGGAAGCACUGAUGGCUGACAUGCUCGCCCAUGUGGAGGAAAUAGCAAGGGAUGGGGAAGCUCCUUCAGAGAAGGAAGCGGGUGAUGAAGAAGGGGAGGAGGAAGAGGAGGAACAAGACCAUGACCAGGAAAUGGAGAAUGUAUAGUCCAGGGAGUUCCAUCUAAGAAUUCCUAGUCUAAACCCUAUCAGCAGGGUCAGCACAACUAUUUACAAAGCCAAGAGUGUCUGCAGACUAAAUUGCACCAACCAUCCAACUCUACCUUUUGAGUAUGUUCGAUGUCCACUUCAGGAAAAAGAUGAGAAGCUGAUUGCUCAUUAAUUGCUGGGUAUUCUUGAAGAUAAACUUAACUAAACUAUACUUCCCCCUCCUUUUUCUAAAGGGUCAGGGGAAUACAAAAGUGUGAAGGGGAAUAAAGGAAUGCAAAAGUGGGGGGAGAGCUAAAACUUGAAACCAAAUUCCCUCUCUUAUUCAUGGGUCAGUGAUACAAUGGGGUCAAAUUUUUCAGACUUUUCUAUUUUAAUACCUUUUAACAGUGACCGAGAAAAACAAUUUUUUUCUCUCACCUGACACACAAGGGAGGACAAGAGAUGCUCUUUCACUCCUUGGCCACUUUGCUGUAGGCUAUCUGUUUGUACCAGACUGUAUGUUGUAGAUUGUCAUUCUGUAUGUGAAUUCAGGUCACUGAAUUUCAUUUUUCUUUCAAGACCAGAUAGGAUUUGAUGAGUAGUCCUUAGAGAUGAAAAGUGGUGCCUCUUCCACUACAGGCUGUGAUGAGCUCGGAAAGUUACAAAAUUGAUUCAUAGAGUGCAUCAGUGACAGCCUGGUUCUAUAACUAGUUCCAACACCACACUGAAUGCUUUAGUUGCCAAUACUUGGCAGUAAAGCCUGUGUGUCUCCAAACAUAGCUCAUUAGGCGUUUCAGAGCUAAGUAUAUCAUUGUGUAGUAUGAAUAUUCAACUUUUGGUGCAAGUCUGGUUGGAGCACCUUUGCAGCUAAAAAUAGAAGGUUCGGUAUGACUCAUUUCUGGCCAACAAUGAGGAAAAUUUCCUCUUCCUUUUCUGGUGCCAAGCACUCCAAUCUCUGUUUUAGUAUGUGUGGAGUGAAGGGAGUCCAUUCUCAUAGAUUUGUCUGUACAUCUGCACGUGAAAGCAGUAACGUUCUGACCUCUUUUAAAACAAGAAAGGCAAAAGUUUUUGACUUUUCUAUAAUUAAUAUCUAAAAAUGAACCUAAUGCUUUUUAUUGAGCAUUGACUCUUUCUUACUUGCAUGUGCAGUGGAGUGACCAGCAUUCUUUGUCCAACAGUGAAAUGAUGUGAAACCUGCCUUAAUGUGUUCAUAAGUUUUUUGGCUUCACCAUGGGUACCUUGAAUUAUUCCUCAGUCUUUUAUUGUGCAAAUAGUGGGGGAAACUAGUGAUGGAUGAAAAUUAAUCAUCCAGGAGGGGUGGAGUGAGGAGAUUGAAGAAAAUAUCCACUUGAUUGUAAAUUCUUUUUGUCUUCGGGUAUCCAUGCAUAAUUCAUGCCUGGAAGUGUCCACUGAGAAUAUAUAAAAGAUGGAUUCAAAUAUUGCACCUCUAACCAGUUGUAUGAGUUGCUGGUAUCCCAAAAUUUGGGACGAAAGUAACUCCCCACAGCCUCUGUCAUAUAGGAAUGUUUAGCAAUAACAGUGAGGAUCCAGGGGCAUUUCCUGGAAAGUAAUGACCUUCUUCGGGUGUAGUUCUACUCAAGCCACUGGGUUGGUUGAGAAAUCUCCCAUGUCAAAGUGACUGAUGCUAUAUUAACCCUUUCCUUUUUAAAAAAAAAAAAAAAAAAAUUAUUCCACAGGAUUGUUGCUCAUUUGGAAAUGCUCAUACAAGAAAGCUGGAUUUGUAUUUUACUGCUGCUGUACUAGGCAUUGCUUUGGCAAUGGUACAGCUGCCAGUUAGAAUUAUUUUCAUUUUUAAACUGUCUGUUAUGGUAAUUAUUCUGUAAACCUGUCCUCCUGUAAUUCAUUGUGUUCAAUUAAAUGUUUCUUGCAGAAAGUA
Molecule: messenger RNA, 3405 nt
Organism: Dermochelys coriacea (leatherback sea turtle)
Lineage: Eukaryota; Metazoa; Chordata; Testudines; Dermochelyidae
Gene: MBD3
Product: methyl-CpG binding domain protein 3
Exons: 7
Coding region: 664-1527 (287 amino acids)
Molecular function (GO): DNA binding
Source: RefSeq, a predicted model, not a curated record